This is a messenger RNA of Haliotis rufescens (red abalone), 2990 nucleotides long. RefSeq lists its product as uncharacterized. The transcript has 10 exons. The coding region runs from base 520 to 1764 and encodes 414 amino acids. NCBI's taxonomy places the organism in Eukaryota, Metazoa, Mollusca, Gastropoda, Lepetellida, Haliotidae. The record is from RefSeq and is a predicted model, not a curated record.
GUCAGCCAAUCCGCGAGCAGAAGGGAAUUGCGAUCCUUCCGCAUCCGAUCGCUUUGAGAUGUCUGCUGACGUAUAAAGAAGACAGGAAUAACGCAGAUCAAUGUCGGAGGCUUCCGCGAGUGGUUCAGAGUCGAAUGAUAGCUUGGUGUUUCAAGUAUUCUUAAAAUGGUAAGAACACGAUUUUGACGAACAAAUUAAGAUGGCGGCCGCCUUUCUUUGUUCUAUUCCUGCAGCUCGGGCUUGGAUCAGCACAGCAGAAAAUGUCCCACCAACCUCAGAGAACCAAAUGGAUGCUCCCUAAUCCGGUGGCGAAUUCACAACCACGCGAUAAGGGUCUGUGUGACAGUCUAGUAUCUGUGCCACUAGAAAUGGCACAAAUAAUGGAUUUUUAAUCAUGUGAGAUGCGACGUGGUUGCAAGCGAGAGAGGAAGAGUCGCCCGACGUGUUUCCCGGCAUGCAUCUGUUGGCUAGGGAGUAAUCAUUGGGUGUUUUUGUGUGUCACUUGGGACAAGGGAAGUCAUGGCAUGCCACAUAUUGUCAACAGUGCCUCGCAGGGCUGGCGACUGUGUGAUCUCGCUGGGCAGAAAGAUGAGAGCAAAAUUUAAGGCAUGCCUGGCCGUCCUCUGUUUGAGCUGCAUCUUGACCAUAGUCAUCUAUUCAUACGCAUCGGCUCCACUGGAUUUCACACACCUUCGUCAACUCAGUACCGAAACAGUUCAUCUCGAACAGGUUCCUUUUCACGAUCUCUUGGAGGAAUAUAAGAGAAAAAUAGCAGAAGUCCGAUCCGCUGGUUACUGGAAAGCGAACAAAAACUUCCAACCCUGCAGCAAGGAGAAAGUUGCAGACAGAGAAUGCGUGGAUCGGAAGUGUUCUUCCCCAGUUGCAACUCCGGAACAGAACCUUCAUGGCCUUCUGUUCUCCAUGAGGAACACCGACCCUGAGGUGUUCGCCCUGCUUUUUGAUCUGUUCGGUGCCCGGAAGACUGGUAAACGAGUACUGUUCCUCUCCGCUGCUUCGUCCGAUCACUUCAGCGAGAAUCAAGGUCUGGUGGAGAACUUGCACAACCAUGUGUUUCCUUAUGUCAACAACUACACAUUCGUCUUCUAUGACCUUGGUCUGAGUGACAAUGAGAGAAGAGAGUUUGUGGCCCAUUGUAAGUGCGAGGUUCGGACCUUUCCCUUCCAUCUAUUGCCAUGGCGACUGCAGAAUCUUCUCUGUUAUACGUGGAAGGCGUUUUUGGUGCAGGCUAACCUCCCAACAAGUGAUAUACUGAUUUGGGUCGAUUCGUCAAUCCGAUUCCAAAAGUCUGUGAUACAGGAAAUGCUCCAAGAAUUAGAGACAAAAGGAGUGAUGACUCUGUAUGGAGCCCAUUCCGUCGCACAACAUACCUAUCAGACAAUGUUUGAUUACUUCGACGAGGAUGCAUGCAACUUUGCCCAUGUGACAGAAAAACAAACCGGUUUACUUCUCUUCAAAAAUGAGAUGUUUGUACGCGAGGCUAUUGUGAAACCAUGGGCGGCCUGUGCGAUGGAUGGAAGCUGUAUGUGUCCAACCAAUUUCCCAUUAUGGAGUUUAGGAUGUGACGCCAGGGUGCGUCACUACGGCAAAUGUCACAGAUUUGAGCAAUCGGCUAUCAACAUUAUUCUCGCCAAGUUGUUCAGGGGUUAUGAAGACACGUUUGUUUCCUCCAGAAAACAUACGGACGUUAGAAAAAACGAUGUUAGUAAUUAUUUUGAAGUCUUGGACCAAGCCGGAUAUUCUUGACAAAACUAGGGCACGGGUGGCCCAGUCGUCUAGGGCGCGAUUCGCUGUGCAGAGUGGCGUCCUUGGGCACGCCAGGAACCUAGGAUUAUGGGUUUAAAUCCCGGUUCGCCCCGGUUAUGUUUCUAGGUUUGUCAGCACCAUACCCGUGCUCGUGGGUUUCACCGAAGUGGUAAACGUCUGAGACCUGCAACACUUCGGGCAUUCCUCCCACAUUAAGCUGACACGCCGUGAUAUAACUGAAAUAAUUUUACUCACUCAAAAGAACUAGUGGUUAUGAGAUAACUGAAUGGACCCCUUAAAGUAUGUUAUUGCUCAAAACCUUCAAAGCAUGUGUGCUGUCAAAAUGGCAGUGUUUGGGGGACACGUGGCAGACAUGAGAGUUUGAGAGAGUUUGGAAGCAUGUGUGUGUCAAACUGGCAGUGUUUGGGGGACACGUGGCAGACAUGAGAGUAUGAGAGAGUUUGGAAGCAUGCGUGUUGUCAAAAUGGCAGUGUUUGGGGGACACGUGGUAGACAUGUCGGUAUGAGAGAGUUUGGACAGUUCUUUGGGCAACAGAUGGUUUAAAUCAUAAUGCCUGGAUGAUAUAAUAAUACAAACAAAUGUCCCCAUAAAAGACUUGAAUUGCUAUACAUCCAUGGACACGUCAGUCAGUUCAGCCUUGAAGCAGAGGCUAUGACAUAAUUUAAAGCAAUUAAAUCGCGAAUGCUAAUCAUGAUUAUAUGCUUUUAAUUGAUACAGUUGUUUUAUUACAUUAAGUUCUUAUUUGAUCAACUUUGCUGUUUAGAAUGUUAAAAUGAUAAGGAAAUCUGAUGCUUAGAGCUAUAGUUUUAUCCAAACAGACAGUUUGAUUGUUCAAAUAGUUCCUGUUUAGAAAAUAGUACAUUAAUUUAUGUUGCUUCUACAAAUAUGUGCUUAGUUACGUUUUGAUGUUUUGGGAUGUGAGUGAGUGUAUGCAUAUGCUAUUUGAUACCAAAGACAUCAAUAACUGAAUAUACCAAAUAAAUAUCACGAAUUAUCGAAUAUACCCGCUCUAAAGAAAUAUUUAAUGUCCUAAUCUGAAUUAUCUGAAAAAACAACUGUCAGUUUGCUUUACAAUUAUUGAACCAAACUAAACAUUAGAUAAUAAGUGUCACCUCGACUGUGUACGUAUAUAUUUUAACAUUGCACAUAAUUGCCUAUGUACCACUGUUGGUGGGUUUUUUAUAAUAAAAAUAUGCAUCUGUAAA